This is a messenger RNA of Salmo salar (Atlantic salmon), 6899 nucleotides long. Its product is annotated as myelin transcription factor 1-like protein. Gene Ontology annotation, cellular component: nucleus. The record is from RefSeq and is a predicted model, not a curated record. Gene Ontology annotation, molecular function: RNA polymerase II cis-regulatory region sequence-specific DNA binding; DNA-binding transcription factor activity, RNA polymerase II-specific; zinc ion binding. Lineage: Eukaryota; Metazoa; Chordata; Actinopteri; Salmoniformes; Salmonidae. Gene Ontology annotation, biological process: regulation of transcription by RNA polymerase II.
CUCUCCCUUCUCUUCUGUUCUCUCCUUUGCUGCAGUCCCUCCGUCACAGUGGGGUAGCUAGCCCCUGCCAUGCAUGUCCUUUGCAUCUCUUUUCCUCUCUUUUCCUCUCUCUCUCUCUCUCCCUCUCUCUCUCUGUCUGCCACUCCACUCUUUCUUCCGCUAUCUCUCCUAUCGGCUGUGCACUCUCUCACCAUCCUUUCCUUCCCUGUCUCUCCUCCCUCGUUCCCUCCAUCUCUUUCUCGCCCCUUCGCUUUGCCUCAUUGGUGCUGCCCUCAUUCCUUUUUUUCCAUUAAUCUCUAGGCCCAUUGGUCGUCUGCCUUCAACCAUUAUCUCCUUUCCUCCUUCCCUCUCCCUUGCUCGGUCUCUUCCCUCUCCUCUCUCUCUCCCCCUUGUUCCCUCGUCUCCAGCCGACUCUCAAGUCAUAAAAAUUAUUUGCAUAUAGGAGGAGAGGAGAAGUUUGUAGGGAGCACUGUGAGUGUGUUAGGGGAAAAGAACAAGUGAGAGAAAAAGAGAAGUAGAGAGAGAGAGAAAGAAAGAGCAAAAAAGAAAGGAGGACAGACUUACUGGAGCAUAAAAAAGUUUGAGAGAAGACUGCAUUUUGAGACUGAAAAUGAACUUGAAAGAGUGGUGAUCCCUUUCUCUUCCGUCAAACGUCUACUGUUGUGGGCAACGGAGGAAGCAGAGGUCUGUACCAAAGAGCAAUCUCACCCCAAACCAUUUCAGAUGGAGGUGAAUGCAGACGAGAAGCGCCAUCGCACACGCUCAAAAGUGCCUGUGGAACCAGCGAUACCAGAGCUGUUCAGCUGUCCAACACAAGGCUGUGAUGGAAGUGGACAUGUCAGCGGCAAAUAUGCAAGACAUCGAAGUGUGUACGGCUGCCCCCUGGCCAAGAAGAGGAAAACACUGGACAGACAGCCUCUGGAAGCCCUGGAGGUGCUGGAGCCCUUACUGGAACCGUUGGAGACAGACCCUAAGAGUAGACCCGUCAUAACCCACAUGGACAACUCCACUAGGGAGGAGAGCUACGAGACAGACGGAACAGUGGAGAUGGAUGAUAGAGAGGAGGAGUUGGAGGAGGGAGUAGAGGAUGGGGGAGAUGAGGAAGAGGAGGUAGAGGAGGAGGAAGAGGAGGGAUACUUGGAGGACAAUGAGGAACAGAUGGAGCAGGAAGAAGGAGAGGUGGAGAGAGGGGAGGGAGAGGCGGAGGAGGUAGAGGUGGAACAAGAGGAAGAGGAGGACCGAGUACAAGAGGAGGAAGAAGAGGAGGAGGAGUAUGAGGAGGAGUAUGAGGAGCAGAGUCAAGGCCAAGAGCACGAUCAGAUGAAUGGUGGCGGUGGCGGUGGCGGUGGCGGCCAUCCUAAAUCCGGUCUGACGGGGGAGAAGGACGACAACAACAACGAUGAGUAUGAGAACUAUGACGAGCUAGUGGCCAAGUCUCUGCUCAACCUAGGGAAGAUAGCAGAGGACGCCGCCUACCGCGCCAUGACCGAGUCUGAGAUGAAUAGCAACUCCUCCAACAGUGCCGAGGAAGAAGAGGAGGAGGAGGAGGAGGAGGAAGAAGAAGAGGAGGAUGAGGAGGGUGGGGAGGGCAUUCAGAGGAAGGGUGAGUUGACCCUGGAUGUGGACAGUGAUGUAGUGAGGGAAACGGUGGACUCUCUGAAGCUGCUGGCCCAGGGACACGGGGCUAUGCUCUCUGACAACAUGGAGGGAGGAGACUAUGAGGACGGGAUUGGGGAGAACGGGGAAGCGAACCGUAAUGGAGGGACUGGAGGUGGUAACGGUCAAGGUAAAGCCUCUAAUGGACUGCAGGAGAGCGAUGAGGAGGUGUGUCUAAGCAGCCUAGAGUGUCUGAGGAACCAGUGCUUUGACCUGGCCCGCAAACUGAGCGAGACGCAGCCGGCUGACCGCUCGGGCACAGGGCUCCCACAGCAGAGCCACCCUGGCGGCGGGGACACCCAGGGACAGCAUCCCCACCCGUACCAGCCUGGGUACGGGGACUUCCAGCAGAGCCAGGAGGAAAGGCGCACCCUGGAGAGGAACUACUCCGACAUGGUCAACCUGAUGAAGCUGGAGGAGCAGCUGAGCCCGCGCUCCAAGGCCUUUUCCAGCUGCGCUCAGGAUGACCGCUACCACAACCACAUCCACGACCGGGACGAGGACACGCGGUCGGUGACGUCGGACCGUUCAGAGGAGGUGUUCGACAUGACCAAGGGGAACCUGUCUCUGCUGGAGAAGGCCAUUGCGCUUGAGUCUGAGAGGGCCAAGGCCAUGAGAGACAAGAUGGCUGCCGAGGCGGCUCGGAGGGACGGGGUGAGGUAUCAUCAUCACCAUGGAGACCAUCAUGGGGAGCACCAAUCGCGGCAUGGCUACGGAGAGGAGCGCAAGGCCCGCCUCCACGAUGGGAUGAAGAAGCCCUACUACCAUAAAAAUUCAUCGCGUGGAGACAAGAAAGAGAGCCGGUGCCCGACACCGGGCUGUGAUGGCACAGGUCACGUGACGGGAUUGUACCCUCACCAUCGGAGCCUGUCUGGCUGUCCACACAAAGACAGGGUGCCACCUGAAAUCCUUGCUAUGUAUGAGAAUGUUCUUAAGUGUCCUACACUGGGCUGCACGGGACGCGGCCAUGUCAAUAGCAACAGGAACUCCCACAGAAGCCUGUCGGGGUGUCCAAUCGCUGCAGCAGAGAAGCUGGCUAAAGCCCAGGAGAAGAGCAUCGGGUGCGAUGGCUCCUCCAAGUCUAAUCAGGGCUCUGACCGCGUGCUCAGGCCUAUGUGCUUUGUGAAACAGCUGGAGAUCCCUCAGUACGGCUACAAGAAUAACGUGUCCACCAGCACGCCGCGCUCCAACCUGGCCAAGGAGCUGGAGAAGUACUCCAAGACCAGCUUUGACUACAGCAGCUUCACAGACAGCAGCCACGGCAACAAUGUCUACGGCAAACGGGCCAUCGCACCCAAGCUUCAAGGCAGGGACACUUCUCCUAAAGGAUAUGAUGUUAAGCGCUACUGUAAGAACUCCAGCUCAGCGAGCAGCCCGAACAGCACCUACGCCCCCAGCAGCAGCAGUAGCAGCCUGAGCUGUGGAGGAGGGGGCGGAGGGGGGGGCAGCAGCGCCAGCUCCACCUGCAGUAAGAGCAGCUUCGACUACACCCACGACAUGGAGGCUGCCCACAUGGCCGCCAGGGCCAUCCUCAACCUGUCCACGCGCUGCAGAGAGAUGCCCCAUGGUCUGGGAGGAAAACCCCAGGAUCUCUGCUCUCGGAACCCAGACCUAGAGGUGGAUGAGAACGGGACAUUAGACUUGAGUAUGAAGCAGCGUCUGGGGGGUGGCGUAAGUGCGGUGCUCACCCCCCUGGAGCCCAUGUCUCCUCAGCGCCAGGCUCUGAUGCGUUACGGCAUGGGGGAUGACUGCUGGGACCUGCCGGUCGACUACGCCAAGAUCAAAUGCAUCGACGAGGACAGCAAAGAGCCUGAUGACCUGGACCCGUUCCGGGAUCUGCUGGAGGAGAGAGGUUACUCUGGUGACGUCACCAUGCACAGCCCCAAACCCAAGUACGCCCAGUGCAAGGAGAGCAAGAAGGACUUGAUAACUCUCUCUGGCUGUCCUUUAGCUGACAAAAGCAUUCGAAGUAUGAUGGCCACCAACUCACAAGAGCUCAAGUGCCCGACACCGGGGUGCGAUGGUUCUGGGCAUAAUACUGGCAACUACGCAUCACACAGAAGUCUAUCAGGGUGUCCUCGGGCCAGGAAGAGUGGGAUCAAGAUCACACACAGUAAAGAGGACAAGGAGGACCAGGAGCCCAUCAGGUGUCCGGUCCCGGGCUGUGAUGGUCAGGGUCACGUGACGGGGAAGUAUGCGUCUCACCGCAGUGCGUCAGGCUGCCCCCUAGCUGCUAAGCGGCAGAAGGACGGCUACAUGAACGGCUCCCAGUUCACAUGGAAGGCUGGGAAGACAGACGGAAUGUCCUGUCCCACCCCAGGCUGUGAUGGCUCAGGCCACGUCAGUGGGAGCUUCCUCACGCACCGGAGUUUGUCAGGCUGUCCGCGUGCCACGUCUGCCAUGAAAAAAGCCAGACUGUCUGGACUGUCUGAAAUGCUAACAAUAAAACAGCGCACCAGCAAUGGAAUCGAGAAUGAGGAAGAGAUUAAACAGCUGGAUGAAGAAAUCAAAGAUUUAAGUGAAUCCAAUUCACAAGUGGAGGCAGAUAUGAUCAAACUUAGAACACAGAUUACCACAAUGGAGUCUAAUCUGAAGUCAAUAGAGGAAGAAAACAAGAAACCGCUUGCAUACAAAGAGGCUCCCAUUAGAAAUAACAGCUGCUUACAGAUGCAUCAGAUAGAGCCGAUCAGCGAUCAGAACUUUGAUGCUUACGUGACCACGCUAACAGACAUGUACACCAACCAGGAGCAGUACCAGAGCCCUGAGAACAAAGCCCUGCUGGAAAACAUCAAACAAGCGGUGCAAGGAAUCCAAGUGUAGCCCAGCCCGCUAGCCCAGCAAACGCCAGAGCUUCUUCUCAAAGAGGAGUGAAGGAAAACAACAUCCACAGGAAAGAACUAGAAGUGACAUGAUAGGACGACGCCUCAUAGUUUGCUGCUGUAACUUAUCAUACAGUGUUAGAUAUAGAUUUUUGAUCUUCAAAAAAAAGAAAUGUUAUGCUUAGAAAACUUCAUAAUGAUUUUUCUUUUUUUUUGUCUUGCUUUGAAGAAAAAAAAGUAAGUGGCAGAAUAGUUUUUGAAGACAUUCACAUUUUGUACGUUUUCAUACUGUAUGAGCUGAAAUAGUGUGAUGUAAUGUUUCUAGCUGCUCGUGUAUGCACAUUUUUUGUGUAUAUUUCUGAACAGUAAGAUGAUUAACAUAGGACUUUAGUUAUUUUUAAUGCUUGAUGAUGAAGAUUUUAGAUGAAAAAGCUGCUCUGGACAGUGAAAACAAAACAAAAAUCAAGAGGGAACUGCAAGGAGGUAGCGACUUUUCAAUGAUCUUUUCCUCAAUGGAUGAUUUUGGAAUUCUAAAGAUGUUUUUUCUUCUUCUUGUGUGCAGAUUGUUGAAUAGCAAGACUUGGUGGCAAAGUACUUUUUUGAAACCUUUUUUAAAGGUUGGUAGCUGUAGGUGGGGGCAUUUUUAAUAGGUGUUGGAAAUGAGUAUGGAAAGAAACGGACUUGAUGUUUGUAUGAAUGUUAUAGUUUUAUUGUAAACAUCAUGACACGGAAACCCAAUGGUGGAAAUCCCAUUGUCUUGAAAAGGACUAUUCACUCUUGAUCUUUUGUGUUGGUAGAUACCCAUUGUCAUUCAAUCAGCAACAAUGUGAUGUAUAAUGGAAAUAGAGUAUCAAGGCAUCAUUCUAGCAUUUAGUAUUAGUUCUGGUUCAAAUGUCAAAACUUAUGUUGCUAGAAUCGGGCAAUGUCUCAGCAAUGUAUAUCUAAAUCAUAUGUUUGUAAUAGGUAUGGGAUGAAAAAACAAAUUGGGGGGGUAUAUGCAAUUACCUGUUUAUAAACAUAGGGGGGAAACAAAUGAAUCUUUUCACUAUAUGUCAAAUAUAAAAUGUUAUAUAAACCUUUCAAUACAAAAAAGUAUUUAAGUUGAACAUUCAGUUUUAAAGAUGAAAGAUGCUUUACGAGUUCCACUUUCUUUACAUACAAUUUUGCACAAGGACACCUUUGUUUCCAUGUUUUGAUGUUUCUACAGAAACGUAAGCAGUACCUGAGAGCCUAAGCGGAGAGUAACAAGAGUUUUGUAAAGAGUAUUUAUACUAGAGUAUGAGAAAGAGCGGGACUUACAGGGCCAUUGUCCCCACUUAUGUGCCAGUAGACUAUUUGCACUUGUCCUACAGAUACUAUCCUAACAUGUGGCGGUGUGCAAUUUCCAGGUGUUCCUUUGAAACACGAUUGGAGCAAAUAACUGCUUGAAGCCACUAGGUGAUGAAUUCGUUCCACUGAAGGAGACUACAGGGAUUUGAAUCAGAAAUUAUGAUUAUAACCAUACCACUAAUAUUGUAUUAUCAAAUGUUAAACAAUGAUGCUAUUUCAUUUUGGUAUGUUAUAUGAGUACUAAAUAAUCCCCAGCAGCACUUUAUAUCUAAUCACUGUACAAAUUAAAUAGUCAAUCAAUUAAAGGUAAAAAAAAAGAAGAAGUAAAUUGAGGGCGUAUUCUCUUUUUUUUUUUACUCUGAAUCGGGGGGGAUGCAGUUUCAUGUCUGUAUGCGGCCCCUCUUUCUGUUGUGUUAUUAGUUGUUAGCGACCAUGUUGAGAAUUUGCCUUUUAAGAGCUAAUGCAAAGGUGCUUGUUGUUCAACUGAUCUCAUCUAUUGUACUUUUACGUCCUCUUUUAGGGCUCCUUUGUCAAUGGCUGCAUAUGCCUUUCUCCACAGCAUCGUGUCUGCAGCAUUUUGCCAAUAUAGUAAUGCUUUCAGUAGAGUACUAGUUAGUAUCAGUUCUUGAAUUAAUUCUCAUUAUCAGUACAAUGGAAAGGGAUUUAAAGCACAAACCGGCUGCUCAUCUACCGUUGGUACAUAAAAUCACAUUUGAAAAAAGUUAUCUGUGAAUAUUUACAUAGGGGACACAAAAGGUGUCACAUAUUAGUAUGCUGAAUUUUCAUAUAAAUUAUUGUGAAUUCAUCAGAGUUUAUUUAUUCUAUCUUAUUCAUUUUGAGGUUGAUUUAAGUAUUCAUGAACGAAGACAGGAUUUUGUAUAAACUAUUGUGCUAUCUGUGGAACUGAAGUUUAAUUUAUUUUUGUACUACACAGCAUGGAUUUGUUGACAUUUUAAUUUUGCUAUAAAUGUGUGAGAUCACAAGUUGCUGUGAUAUUUCAUUUUUAAAUUGUGAACUUUGUAAAAAUUUUGUCAUGCUGGAUGUUGACACAUCUUACUCUGAAUAAAGAACAAUUGUGUUGCCACAGGCCUGUAA